Messenger RNA from Cylas formicarius (sweet potato weevil), 548 nucleotides. RefSeq names its product histidine-rich glycoprotein-like. The transcript has 4 exons. NCBI's taxonomy places the organism in Eukaryota, Metazoa, Arthropoda, Insecta, Coleoptera, Brentidae. The coding region runs from base 82 to 327 and encodes 81 amino acids. The record is from RefSeq and is a predicted model, not a curated record.
AUUUGUAUCAUUCGCCGUUGGAUUGUUAUUGUUUUGGUUGACUCGUUUUUGUGGAAUAGUGCCACCGGGGUUCUAGUUAAAAUGGCCUACAUCAAAGUCGUUGUGAUAGCAGUGGUUGUGAUGCUUGCUUUUGCUGCUGCCGCACCAGGCUACAGCCAUCAUCACGAACAUGUGAAAAUUAUCGUACCCCAUGAAGUUCACACCGUCCACCACCAUCACGUGAAGAAGAUACACGUACCGGUUCACAUUCCAGUAGUCAAGAAAGUUUACGUUCAUCACCACGACGAUCAUCAUCAUCAUGACGACUGGCACGGAGGCUGGUGGUAGAUUUCACAAUAAGCACAUUUCCAUAUAUGUACAAUACCAAUCACAAUGAUAAGUUCAAUAACAAAUACGGUUUGGAAAGUUCAAAAUCGUCGUCUUCUCGGACCGAAUUUUGUAGUUCCCCGUGUUUUUUAUAUCAUUAUAAUAAUAUUUUUAGUACCCAAUGUUGUUCAAUGACUGUUGAUUUGUUGAUGUGUUAUCUAUAAAUAAAUAUAUUUUUUAAA